Messenger RNA from Euleptes europaea (tarantolino), 2068 nucleotides. RefSeq names its product leucine rich glioma inactivated 1 (gene LGI1). The transcript has 8 exons. NCBI's taxonomy places the organism in Eukaryota, Metazoa, Chordata, Lepidosauria, Squamata, Sphaerodactylidae. Gene Ontology annotation, molecular function: protein binding. The coding region runs from base 75 to 1703 and encodes 542 amino acids. The record is from RefSeq and is a predicted model, not a curated record.
AGGGGGAAAAAAGACCUGUUCAUGUUUUGGGAUAUUAUUCUUUCAACUGGCUGGAACCAGAGUGGAUCAAAAGAAUGGGAAAUGCCUGCAACCCCUUGAGAAGAAUUUCUUUCCUAUGCCUUUUAUCGGUACUGAUGCUGACUGAAGGGAGCAAACCCGGAAAGACAACAUGUCCUGCUUCGUGUACCUGUUCCAAAGAUAAUGCUUUAUGUGAAAAUGCCAAAUCUAUUCCGCGCAACGUUCCUCCUGAUGUUACCUCACUAUCCUUUGUGAGAUCUGCUUUUACUAAAAUCCAAGAGAGAAGUUUUGUCUUGUCACCAUCUCUGCAACUUCUGUUAUUCACAGCAAAUAAUUUUGAUGUUAUUAGUGGUGAUGCUUUCAUGGGCCUUCCUCAUCUAGAAUAUUUGUUCAUAGAGAACAACAAUAUCAAGUCGCUUUCAAACACCUCAUUCCGAGGACUGAAAUCUUUAAUUCAUCUGAGUCUUGCAAACAAUAAUCUCCAAACACUCCCCAAAGACAUAUUCAAAGGCUUGGACUCUUUAACAAACGUCGACCUUAGAGGAAAUGCAUUCAGCUGUGACUGCAAGUUGAAAUGGCUAGUGGAAUGGGUGAGCAGAACAAACACGACAGUAGAAGAUGUUUAUUGUGAAAGCCCGCCUGAGCACAAAAAGCGUAAAAUCAACAAUCUAUCUCCAAAUGAAUUUGAUUGCAUUAUUACAAAAUUUGUUGUUUUUCGAAAGCUGCCAUAUCAGUCUCUGUCAGUGGAGGCCUUCUCAUACAUGGAUGAUGAAUAUGUGGUUAUCGCGCAGCCUUUUACAGGAAAAUGCAUCUUUCUUCAGUGGGAUCAUGUGGAAGGGACGUUUAGGAAUUUUGACAACAUUACAGGGACUUCAGUGGUUGUCUGCAAGCCUGUGAUUUUUGAGAAUCACCUGUACAUCAUCGUUGCCCAGCUGUUUGGCGGUUCCCAUAUAUACAAAAGAGACAUCCACACCAAUAAGUUUAUAAAAAUUCAAGAUAUUGAGAUUCUCAAAAUCAGAAAGCCGAAUGACAUCGAAACGUUCACCGUUGCAAAAGAUCAGUACUUCAUCAUCGCAGACAGUUCCAAAGCUGGCAUCACCACUGUGUACAAAUGGAAUGGAAAUGGGUUUUAUUCCGAUCAGUCUUUGCACGAGUGGUACAGAGAUACAGAUGUGGAGUACCUGGAAAUCAUGGGCAAGCCUCACUUGAUCUUAUCAAGUAGCUCUCAGCACCCUGUCAUAUAUCAGUGGAACAAGGGAUCAGGCAAGUUUGCAGAACCGACAGCUAUACCAGACAUGGAGGAUGUUUAUGCUGUAAAGCACUUCACGGUAAAAGAGGAUAUCUAUGUAUGUUUAACCAGAUUCAUUGGCGAUUCCAAAGUAAUGAAGUGGGGAGGCUCAAAAUUUCUGGAUUUACAAAGGCUGCCAUCGCGAGGGUCGAUGGUAUUCCAGCCACUUCAGAUAAAGAAUUAUCAAUAUGCUAUCCUUGGAAGUGAUUAUUCUUUUACUCAGGUUUAUUACUGGGAGGCAGGAAAGGCCAAAUUUGUGAAGUUUCAAGAAUUAAACAUACAGGCGCCAAGAUCUUUCACACAUGUGUUUGUUGAUAAACAAGAUUUUCUCUUUGCUUCAAGCUUUAAAGGGAAUACAGUGAUUUAUAAACAUAUUAUAGUCGACCUAAGUGCGUGACUCACAUGCAAAGGGCAGAAUCUGUUGCAAGACUUCCUUGUGGUAACAUGGAUCUAAGGAACUAACUGCAUGAUGAUGAUUCUCUUUACUUCCAAUCUGCGAAUGCCUUUAACGGUCAAGAUUACUAAAAUAAAGUACUACGAGUAACUUCAUCCUUAAAUGUCAAGUCUAGUGCUGUUGGGAACUUGCAUUUUUAAAGAAAGACAAAUUCAAUUGUUAACUAUCCUUUGCAACCACUGUGUAAAAAGAUACUGAAACUGCAUCUCUUUUAGGUGGGGAAGCAAACAACAAGAUGUAAUUUUCCAUUAUUCACCUAUUUGAAAACAACUGCCAAAUAAAAUGUUUACAUUUUCUUUCAUAUUCCA